Molecule: messenger RNA, 1369 nt
Organism: Gryllus bimaculatus (two-spotted cricket)
Lineage: Eukaryota; Metazoa; Arthropoda; Insecta; Orthoptera; Gryllidae
Source: the annotation of a GenBank genome assembly
GCGACCUCACUUCGCGCAUCUGCGUUGCGCAGAUUGUUGCGAAAGCGGCGGCGACCGAUGUGAGUUCGAAGGAUGACAGUGCGAUGUGGCAUGACGAGUCAAUAAUGGCGACACCGGCAGCGUAGCGCAGUGUGUCUCGAAGGUGGUAACACAGGUUGGUUAGCGGUUGCAAAGUUGAAUGCGCUGUGGUGACGAAAGUUGAGUGCGCCAUUGGACGAGACCGGGUCAAUGGCAGAAAGCGUCGCUGCGGCGGCUGACCGCAGCAAAACGCAGAUACGGGAGCGGCGGCACGUGUUUGGCUCAGUGUGUGCAAGAGGAAGAAUGGCAACGGAGAGAGGGGGUGGGGAUGCGGGCGGGCGGCUGAGUCGAGGCCAUGACAGUGCAAGGCUGCAGAGGCCGCGCGCUGGGAGGCAGUCAGUGCCAGGAAGACGCCGAUAGCCGCGAGAGGCGACAGCUCCAUUUCUCCGCCACUCAACCGCGUAAGCAGCAUGGCGUCCGCCUGGCAGCGCCCGGCCAGCGCGCCCCUGCCCACUGUGUACCGGCGCUGCACGGGCACGCGGCCCAUGCCCGACGGCCGCACGCCCAACUUCUGGAUCCAGGACAUCACGCCUGACCAGGACGAGGACAUCGUCGACUUCAUGAGCCACAACUUCCUCGAGGAGGAGAACAUGUGCAACCUGUCGGGCGUGCGCCACGACCCAGUGUCGCUGGAGGGCAUCCGCGGCGUGUGGCGCCAUAUGCUGCAGCACCGCGCGGGGCUGGUGGCGCUCACGGACUGGCCCGACGGGCCGGACGCCCCGCGAAUCGCCGGCUGCAACGUCACCUGCGUCACGCGCCGCGACGAGCACAUGCUCGAGGUGGAGGGCGUGGCGCUGAACCACGUGCUGCGCGCGCUGCACGACAUCGAGUCGCGCGUGGACGUGUUCGCGCGCUACGGCGUGGACGCGUGCCUGAACGCGCUGGGGCUGUCGGUGGCGCCGCGCUUCCGCGGCCAGGGCCUGGGCCUGGAGCUCCUGCUGGCGCGCGACGCCCUGCUGCGCGCGCUGGGCCUGCGCCUCACCGUCACCGUCUUCACCGGCGCCGCCUCGCAGAAGCUGUCUGCGCGCGCGGGCUUCGACCUGCUGGCGCGCCAGCGCUGGGACGAGUGCCUCGACGACCAAGGCAAGCCCAUCUUCCCCGACCCGCCCUGCGAGGACUUCCAGCUCAAGGCCAAGUACGUCGAGUGAAGAAGCGAAGCGGAUCCGCGACGCUCGUCGAUGUUGCUCCUGUUGCCAAAAUGACGGGUUGCCACCCUACUUGAGGUGCGAUGACCACAACCUCUGCAGCAGCGACUUUGCCGUUUGGCCAGUUCACACAGGUGGUGCGGAGA